Messenger RNA from Pogona vitticeps (central bearded dragon), 954 nucleotides. The record is from RefSeq and is a predicted model, not a curated record. NCBI's taxonomy places the organism in Eukaryota, Metazoa, Chordata, Lepidosauria, Squamata, Agamidae.
GACAACAUGAAUAAUGAUACUUUGAUGUCUACUUUUCUGCUGAUGAGAAUCUCCAAUGUCCGAGAACUACAGAUCUUACACUUUUUCCUAUUUCUAGUAUUGUAUCUGAUGUCAGUAACUGGCAACCUUCUCAUUAUCAUUGCAGUGGCCUUGGAUUAUCACCUUCAUACCCCUAUAUACUUCUUUCUGUUCAAUUUAGCUAUGCUAGACCUUGGUUCAGUGUCAGUCACAGUGCCCAAAUCUAUGGCUGUGUCCCUUAUGGAUGACACUUCAAUUUCAUAUGCUGGAUGUGUAGCUCAGGUUUUCUGUUAUCUCUUCUUUCUAACUUCAGGCUUUUGUAUCUUAGUUAUAAUGGCUCAUGAUCGCAACAUUGCUAUUUGCAACCCACUGCAGUAUGAAAGAAUCAUGCACAAAGGAGCCUGCUUUCAGAUGGUAGCAAUAGGUUGCUUUAGUAGUUUUUUUUAUGCACUCUUACACACUGUUGGUACUUUUGCAAAUACCUUCUGUUCUAAUACAGCCAGUCAGUUCUUCUGUGAAAUCCCACAGUUACUCAAGCUGUCCUGCUCUGACCUCUAUCUUGUGGAAGUUGGGCUUUUUGUAGUGAGCUGCAGUAUUGGGCUAGGAUCCCUUAUCUUCAUCACCAAAACAUACUUUCAGAUCUUUUCUACAGUGCUCCGAAUCCCCUCAGUACAUGGUCAGAGAAAAGCCUUUUCUACUUGUAUUCCACACCUCAUGAUUGUCUCUAUGUUUGUAUUCAGUGCUGCCUGUGCCUAUGCAAGGCCUCCCAGUGAUACAUCUGCUGCUCUGGAUAUGGCUUUUGCUGUGGCAUAUGCUGUAAUUCCACCCCUGUUGAAUCCAUUCCUCUAUAGCAUAAGAAACAAAGAGCUCAAGAUAGCUUUGUGGAAAUUGUUAAAUUUCAGGUUUUCCUCUAAAACCGUUCGUACCCAUUUUUAG